Messenger RNA from Sinocyclocheilus rhinocerous, 2431 nucleotides. It is a transcript of the gene terf2, whose product is annotated as telomeric repeat binding factor a. The record is from RefSeq and is a predicted model, not a curated record. Gene Ontology annotation, cellular component: shelterin complex; chromosome, telomeric region; nucleus. Gene Ontology annotation, molecular function: protein homodimerization activity; telomerase activity; double-stranded telomeric DNA binding. NCBI's taxonomy places the organism in Eukaryota, Metazoa, Chordata, Actinopteri, Cypriniformes, Cyprinidae. Gene Ontology annotation, biological process: telomeric D-loop disassembly; negative regulation of telomeric D-loop disassembly; telomeric loop formation. The coding region runs from base 101 to 2341 and encodes 746 amino acids. The transcript is spliced from 21 exons.
CCAGCCACGAAGCCCAGAGGCGCCGCCUGACGCUGCGCCCCGCCCUCUGCUGCAGUCUGAGCGCGGGAAGCGCGUGUGCUGCGAUUAAACCCUGAUCGGAAUGAGCGAGUCCGCGAGUAAAGUGCGCUCCCUGAGCGACGAGCAGAUCAUCAACCGAUGGGGCUUCGACUACUACGUGUUCAAGGCGUUGAGCGCCUUCAGAGACGCGGACUACACGGCCUUCACGCACUUCACCAGCAUCAUCGAGAAUCUGGUGGUCAGACCCGUCGACGGACACAGCGACAUGAUCGUCAAGCUGCGCUGCAUGCAGUUCCUGUCCCGGAUCAACAACGGAGACAAGCUCGAUCUGACGUUUGAGGAGCCCAAGACCCCUCUGGAGUCGGCUCUGAGCGUGCUGGAGAGCAUCUGCCGGGACAUGAGCGUCCCCCUGCGGGAGCAGGAGCGCGUCAAGCAGGCCAUCAUCGAGACGCUGGUCAUGGUGUGCCUGCGCGGCGGGGAGUUCGCCAGGGCCGAGGAGGUGCUGCUGAGACACUUCAGCGACGCCGCAGACUCGGCCGGGAAGAAGAAGCUGUUCGAGAGCCUGAUCCGGCGCCGGCGCUCCUCUCACUCGGUGCUGCAGCUCAGCUCCUACGCCGACUUCAAGCAGGACAUGCUGGACUUCAUCGAGCGGCUGUACCGCGUCCCCGAGCCCUUCCUCCUGCAGAUGCUGAAGCGAUCCGGACACCCCGGCGUCAGCUCUGAGCCCGUCACCUCAUCCUCACAGGACAGACAGAAGACCAGCGCCGCCGCAGAGGAUCAUGGCAGUGUGUCUGCGCGUCUGAGUCUGCGCAGUCUGCGGCAGGUGUACGGCGUGCUGAGCGAGCGCUACGGCGUCAGCGUCUCCUUCACGCAGCUGCAGCAGGAGCUGGAGCAGGAGGAGGAGGAGCAGGAGGAAGAGGAGUGCCCCGAGCUGCACCUGGCCCUGUCCGAGACGCAGCCGGAGACAGCAUACGCCGGCAUGACCAUCUCACGCCUGGUGCAGGAGGACGACAGCCAGCUCAGCGCUGAGGAGGAGGCUCAGAACGAGGAGGAGACGCAGAUCAGGAUCGUCGUUCCCAGCGGCCCAGACUCAGACGAUCCUGAGGUCCAGACAUCUGUCAGACGCUCAGACACACAGAACAGUGAGGGUUCAUCAGCUCAGAUCUGCACUCCUGCUCGUCACACACAGAAACACAACAGGAUCCUUCUGUCCAGUGAUGUGGAGUCUGAGGGUCCCGCCGCGUCUCCUCCAGCCAGCAGACGCUCAUCCAGACACAAACAGCAGCAGAAGAAGAGCGAUCUCAGUGAGUCUGAGUGUGUGCUGAUGGAGGUGCAGUGUUCCUCAGCUCAGGUCUGCUCUCCCGCUCGUCCCAGCAGCAGCAGCAGCUCUCCGGCCGUCAGACGCUCAGACAGAGACACACAGAGGCAGAGCAGGAUCCUUCUGUCCAGUGAUGUGGAGUCUGAGGAUCACGCCGCGUCUCCUCCAGCCAGCAGACGCUCAUCCAGACACAAACAGCAGCAGAAGAAGAGCGAUCUCAGUGAGUCUGAGUGUGUGCUGAUGGAGGUGCAGUGUUCCUCAGCUCAGGUCUGCUCUCCCGCUCGUCCCAGCAGCAGCAGCAGCUCUCCGGCCGUCAGACGCUCAGACAGAGACACACAGAGGCAGAGCAGGAUCCUUCUGUCCAGUGAUGUGGAGUCUGAGGAUCACGCCGCGUCUCCUCCAGCCAGCAGACGCUCAUCCAGACACAAACAGCAGCAGAAGAAGAGCGAUCUCAGUGCGGGUGAAUCCGCUCCGGUCUCGACUCCUGCUCGUCCCAGCAGCCCUGCAUCCGUCACACGCUCAGACAGAGACACACAGAACCAGAGCAGUGAGAUGGAGGUGGAGGAUGGAGGUUCAUCCGUCCAGCACUCGACUCCUGCUCGUCCUAGCGCCACAGACGCACCGAGGCAGAACAGGAGUGUGACUGUGUCCAGCGAGUCUGAGGAUCACAGCUCGUCUCCUGCAGCGCAGACGCCCCGCCGCCGCAGCUCUCCGUCCUCUGGAGGAGCUCACAGGAGGAGGAGGGCCAGAUGGCAGGACGUGUCCGGGACGCACGAGAACUGGAGCGACGAGGAGUCACUGUUCAGCGCCACUUCAGAUCGGUCCAGUAAGAAGUACAGCAGGAAGAUGUGGACGGUGCAGGAGUCGGAGUGGCUGAAGGAGGGAGUGCAGCGCUUCGGCGUGGGACACUGGGAGAAGAUCCGCUCCGCCUUCCCCUUCACCGGACGCACCGCCGUCAACCUGAAGGACCGCUGGAGGACCAUGCUCAAGCUCAGGCUGGUGUGACCCACACGUGUUUUAUCAUGUUUUAUACUCAUGUUCCUGUUUUAAAACCAUGUGUUCAGCUUGUGUUCCUUAUUAAACGUUUGUUCUGUU